Messenger RNA from Fulmarus glacialis (Northern fulmar), 520 nucleotides. RefSeq names its product ras-related protein Rab-4B. Gene Ontology annotation, biological process: Rab protein signal transduction; regulation of endocytosis. Gene Ontology annotation, molecular function: GTPase activity; GTP binding. The annotation marks the transcript as partial. The record is from RefSeq and is a predicted model, not a curated record. NCBI's taxonomy places the organism in Eukaryota, Metazoa, Chordata, Aves, Procellariiformes, Procellariidae. The transcript has 5 exons. Gene Ontology annotation, cellular component: endosome.
UCCCUUUCAGUUUUCCUCUUCAAGUUCCUCGUGAUAGGGAGCGCCGGCACGGGGAAGUCCUGCCUCCUCCAUCAGUUUAUCGAAAACAAAUUCAAACAGGAUUCGAAUCACACGAUCGGGGUGGAAUUCGGCUCCAAGGUCGUUAACGUCGGCGGGAAGACGGUGAAGCUGCAGAUUUGGGAUACGGCCGGGCAGGAGAGAUUCAGGUCGGUGACUAGAAGCUACUAUCGGGGCGCAGCAGGCGCGCUGCUCGUGUACGAUAUCACCAGCCGGGAGACCUACAACGCCUUGACCAACUGGUUGACGGACGCCCGCACCCUCGCCAGCCCCAACAUCGUCAUCAUCCUCUGCGGGAACAAGAAGGAUUUGGACGCCGACCGGGAGGUGACGUUCUUGGAGGCUUCGCGUUUCGCUCAGGAGAACGAGCUCAUGUUCCUGGAGACCAGCGCCCUGACGGGAGAAAACGUGGAAGAAGCCUUCUUAAAAUGCGCGAGGACCAUAUUAAACAAAAUCGAAUCGG